Molecule: messenger RNA, 1572 nt
Organism: Lytechinus variegatus (green sea urchin)
Lineage: Eukaryota; Metazoa; Echinodermata; Echinoidea; Temnopleuroida; Toxopneustidae
Product: AN1-type zinc finger protein 2A-like
Exons: 9
Coding region: 128-952 (274 amino acids)
Biological process (GO): proteasome-mediated ubiquitin-dependent protein catabolic process; protein targeting to ER
Cellular component (GO): endoplasmic reticulum; cytoplasm
Molecular function (GO): zinc ion binding
Source: RefSeq, a predicted model, not a curated record
ACGACAACACAGGCGUGACGUCAGCAGAAUUUGUACUGUUUUCCGUUUUGGACCGCUCUGCUUCUCCAACGGACGUACAGCUCCGAAUUUAAAAGUUUAGUCGACGUUAUUCCUGUCAAAAGUGAAGAUGGAGUUUCCCGAUCUCGGUCAGAAUUGCCAUGAGCCAACAUGUAAUCAAUUGGAUUUUCUCCCAAUGAAAUGUGAUUCCUGCUCAAAUAUUUUCUGCAAGAACCACAUUAGAUAUGACCAGCAUAAGUGUGCAGCAGGUUUUAGGAAGGAUGUUCAAGUCCCGGUGUGCCCUCUGUGUAAUAAGCCUGUACCAGUGAAGCGAGGGGAAGCCCCUGAUAUAGGCGUGUCCGAUCAUAUAGACCGUGAGUGCCAGUCUGACCCUGCUGUCAAGAAAAGAAAGGUCUAUUCCAACAGGUGUACCAAGAAAGGAUGCAAGCAAAGAGAACUUGUUCCAGUUUUAUGUUCCUCCUGUCAUAAGAACUUCUGUUUGAAGCAUCGGCAUACUGUGGACCAUGAUUGUCAAGGCUUCCAAAACUCGGGAAAAAAUGUAUCUAAACAAGGGGCAGCUGCAAUUAAUAGGCAACAAGUCAAUAAUAGGCCAGCGCCUUCAUCAUCAUCAUCAUCAUCAUCUAGAAAUCGGCCUCAGCAAACCUCUUUGACUGCACUGGGAAGAGAUCUUGACAGAGAGAGGAGAGAGAGACUGCUAGCAGGAAGACAACGUGGUGUAGAUAGUACAAUGCAAGCAGGCAUGUCAGAGGACGAGGCAAUGGCUAGGGCCAUCCAGAUGUCAUUAGCCGAAGAGAACCAAUCGUCCAAGUCAGCAAGACCACCUGUGAAUCCAAGGUCACUACAGCAGGAGGAUGAAGACCUUGCACUAGCCAGGGCGCUGGCUGCCAGCGAGGAGGAAGAGAGGAAUCGUCGCAGGCGGCAGGUCGUCUAUUAAUUCUGCUCAAUAAUGUUGAUUCUGUUCCAUACAGCAACGGCAAGAUUCUGAAAGUGAUUCUAAGUGUUCUCUCUCCUGAUUGGUCAAGUGGCCACUCCUCCCCACUGAAUGGACCAAUCAGCAUUGCUAGUAGCUUGGUGCCUAUUCCAGUCAUGACAGCUAGGCUAUUCUCUCAUCAUGUGAAGACAGCUCAUGACCGAUGCUAACGCUGGGAACAUCUUCCUUUGCCAUUUCAUUCAUUGAGCAAGAUGUUAAGGGUUGCAUGAUUGAAUUUUGAAAUAUUGCAACAUUGAAACUUCCUGAAAAUGAUAUGUGGGAUAUUUGGGUCAUAUUGUCAAAAGUUAUAUGUCGUUAUUGUCAAAAGCUGAAGUUUGAAAUGAGAGAAGAAAGCGAUAUGAAACCUACCCAAUCCAACUCACCAGAGUCAAAGGGAAAUGGUCAGAAUGCAUAAUCAAUCUUAACCAAUUGCCCACUCCCAACCCUUUCCUCACUUCUUCUUGCUUUAUACAGUGUGUAUGAACAAAAAAAUAACACUCUGGAAAAUCUCUGUGAAAAAGAUGUACAGGAUCAGAAUUAAUGACCUUACAUUCAUGUUACAAUAUCAAUGUUAAAUUAACCCU